Molecule: messenger RNA, 1785 nt
Organism: Suncus etruscus (white-toothed pygmy shrew)
Lineage: Eukaryota; Metazoa; Chordata; Mammalia; Eulipotyphla; Soricidae
Gene: POGLUT3
Product: protein O-glucosyltransferase 3
Cellular component (GO): endomembrane system
Molecular function (GO): glucosyltransferase activity; protein binding
Source: RefSeq, a predicted model, not a curated record
AUGCGGCCCCUCGCGCGGGCCCAGCUGCUGCUGCUGCUGCUGCUGCCGCCUCUCGCCCUGCCCGCGGCCGCCAGCGCCCCCGACGCGCCGGUGAGCGCGCGGCGGAGCCUGGUGUGGGGCCCGGGGCUCCAGGCGGCCGUCGCGGUGCCCGUCCGCUACUUCUACCUGCAGGCCGUGGGUUCGGACGGGCGGAACCUCACCCGAUCGCCCCCAGGUCAAACAUUAUUUAAAGUUGUGAUCAAAUCUCUUUCACCUAAAGAAACCGUCCGUAUUCAUGUGUCUAAGCCAUUGGACAGGAAUGAUGGCACAUUUUUGGUGCGAUACAGAAUGUAUGAAAGUGUGAGUGAAGGGCUGAAGAUAGAAGUCCUUUAUGGUAAUGAAUAUGUGGCUGAGUCUCCAUACAUUUUGAAAGGCCCAGUGUACCAUGAGUACUGUGUGUGUCCAGAAGAGGACCCCCAAGCCUGGCAGAAAACUCUCGCUUGCCCAAUCAGUGAACCCCAGAUCGAGAAAGAUUUUGCUUCUUUCCCCAGCAUCAAUCUCCAACAGAUGCUAAAUGAAGUUCCAACAAGGUUUGGGGGUGAGAGAGGUGCCGUUGUUCAUUACACAAUUCUCAAUAACCACAUCUACCGGAGAAACUUAGGGAAGUACACAGACUUCAAAAUGUUCUCAGAUGAGAUUUUGCUGUCACUGGCAAGAAAGGUCCUUCUUCCAGACUUAGAAUUUUACAUUAAUCUUGGAGAUUGGCCCUUGGAGCAUAGAAAAGCCAAUGGCACUCCAGGCCCUUUACCAAUCAUCUCUUGGUGCGGCUCUCAGGACUCCCGGGAUGUCAUCCUUCCAACCUAUGACAUCACUCAUUCCACGCUUGAAGCAAUGAGGGGUGUUACCAAUGACCUCCUCUCUAUUCAGGGAAAUACAGGGCCUUCCUGGAUCAAUAAAACAGAAAAAGCUUUCUUCAGAGGCAGGGAUAGCCGUGAGGAGAGGCUUCAGUUGGCGCAGUUGUCCCGUGAAAAUCCACAGCUCCUGGAUGCAGGAAUUACCGGGUAUUUCUUUUUCCAAGAGAAAGAAAAGGAGCUUGGAAAAGCUAAAUUAGUCGGUUUCUUUGAUUUCUUUAAGUACAAGUAUCAAGUGAAUGUGGAUGGAACUGUGGCAGCUUACAGAUACCCAUAUCUCAUGCUGGGGAAUAGUCUGGUUCUGAAGCAGGACUCUCCAUAUUAUGAACAUUUCUAUCAAGCGCUAAAGCCUUGGAAACAUUAUGUUCCAGUUAAAAGAAAUCUUAGUGAUUUACUAGAGAAAAUUAAAUGGGCCAAGGAAAAUGAUGAAGAAGCCAGGAAGAUUGCAACUGAAGGGCAGUUGACAGCCCGGGACCUGCUGCAGCCACACCGGCUUUACUGCUACUAUUACAAAGUCUUAAAGGCAUAUGCUGACCGUCAGUCUAACAAACCAGAAAUACGUGAGGGAAUGGAACCUGUUCCUCAGCCUGAUGACAGCAGCGCCAACUGCCAGUGCCACCGGAAUAAACCAGUAAGAGAGGAGCUCUGAGGCCUUGUCCCACAGUCCCCUCAGACACCAUCUCCUGUGCUUUUCUCUAUGUGUGGAUGGACUGACUGAGGAAGAGCAGCAUUAGCAAAUGUCUUCGGAUAUUCCUUUAAGUAAAAACUACUUCUCUCCAAAUUAUAGUUUCUCUUAGAAUAAAAUACAAGACUCACAGCAGGAAGAGAAACUUGUCAAGACAUAAGCACUUACAGAAUCUGUCCUCAUCAUGGUCAUAGGUUCGCUUUCUCUUCC